Messenger RNA from Ilyonectria robusta, 1547 nucleotides. RefSeq lists its product as uncharacterized. The coding region runs from base 245 to 1393 and encodes 382 amino acids. The record is from RefSeq and is a predicted model, not a curated record. NCBI's taxonomy places the organism in Eukaryota, Fungi, Ascomycota, Sordariomycetes, Hypocreales, Nectriaceae. The transcript has a single exon.
AGGGGCAGAGUUCCAAAAUUCAACUUUUCAUUUUUUUCUUACUAGGGCAACCCCAAUGUGCCAUUAUCCUUCUGUUUAAUCACAUAUAGGGGACGCAUAUCACUGUAAAGAUAAAAUAUCCCUCAACAGGGAGAGCCCAUUGCGUGACCCUAAUUUAGUUAGGGUUGCUUGAGGCAAAUAUUACGUUCGGCCACAAACGCGGCCAUUUGGGAACGAAGUUCAUUCAUCAUCCUUCUCUUACACAAUGGAUACACCUUCAUCCACUUCGACAGAGUAUUGUCCCAAAGACCGCAGCCGUCAUGUGGAUAUACGUACGAAGUUCCCUGGGGCCCUUUAUUGCCCGCAUUGCGCUCAACGGCUCCCUACGGCUUCAUCAUCAUUUGGCCCUAUUACCCCUAUUUCUAUCGACCUCACAGUCGAUUCACCUACUUCCCAAUCAACAGUCCAACGAGGCAAUGCGAUGACGAUUCCUUCCCAACGAUCCCGACCGAGACCUGAUACCUAUCAGAACGCUACGAACCUAGCUAUUGAAAGCCGGUCAAGGAGCAUCGCAGCUACAAGCCAUACGGCUAAGAUUGUCAUCGAAUUGCACGCUUCGUUUUGGUCGUGCGAUGGGUAUUAUGACAAUGUCCUUGACGGUGUUGAAACCCCAGUAUACGACAAGACGGCAAACCUCGUUGGAAAGCGUACAGGAAAUGUUGAGAUCGUUCUCGGGGCAAAGUUCCCUUCUCAUGCCGCAAUGAUAGAGUUCAUUGUCAAGCAGUGUGACAAGAGGCUUGCAGUUAAGGAAUGGAAGGUCGUUCAUUCCGUAGUGACUCAAACUGCUACCUUUGGACCCGUUGAGUUCUCUGAUGCCGCGUACGAAACGACCUCGUUUGCGGACCUCUUUCGUGUGGGCAAUAUCUCGCUUGCCCCAAAGCGCGAUACGGUCCAUUUGACCUUUUGGUACUUCAAUGUAAAGCCUCGGCCUGAUAUUGAGUCACCAAUGCCGUCAAGAGCCGUACGUGGUCACAAGCGAGCGAUUGAUCGCAUACCCUCUGAUCUAGAGUCAGAAGCCUCGGCGAGGAGCUCUAGCAAACGCAAAGCCUCACGUACGGUAAAGUCAGAGCGCGUAUCCCCAAUUAAGAAGGAAUCAAAGCCACGAAAGCUAUCUCGUAUACCGGUAAAAGAGGAAGCUGAGACCCCCUUGGAGUUGGAGGGCAAGGAUGAUAUUCAGGCUGAAAUUCAGGUUGAGCUUUCGGGUGAAGAUGACGCGGAUUCGGCUACUUUUGAGGCCGUCCUUGACGAUCCAUUCGCGAGUGAUAUCGAUGAACACUCGGAGGCCCAGGCUCUCUCACCUCAGAAGAGGCUUCCUGUCCGGAUUGGUAGGGGAAAGAAUAAGAAUAGGGAUUAGUUUCAGUUCAAUUGCUACAAUUGGUUAUGCAUCUAGUCGUAUAGUUGGUCUCCCUCACCCCAGUCAAUCUCUUCCUCCUCAAUGCGUUCCAAAAGCGAAGCAGUAUCGAUAUCGUGAGUGGCCAAAUGAUCACGUACGCGGUCUAGGCCACCCG